AUGCUGAUCCUGGGGCCCUGCCUCAUCGUCACGGUCAUCGCGCUCGUGUCCUGCGAGACCUACUGGGCGCUGAACGUGCUCGUGCCGCGCUUCGCGGAGCGAUGGUCCGCGCGGUGGUGGGCGCACGCGCUGUGGAUCGCGUUCCUCUGCUUCAACGGGCUCUUCAACUACUUCUCCUGCGUGCUGACGAACCCGGGCACGCACGACUCGACGGUCUACCGCGACCUCGUGCGCGCGGCGAGCGUCGACGGCACGCUGUCGGCCGGCGACUGGCUCGACUACGCGCGGACGCACGACGUCGACGGCGCGUCGACGGGCGCCGACGUCGAGGCGCCGACGUCCGCCGAGUCGAAGCGCCUGACGUCGGGGGCGCGGCCGCCCCGCAGCGCGCCGGCGCCCGGGUUCCACACGCGGCUCAGCGCGUCGUCGUGGCUCGAGCGCGGGCCCUACGAGUGGGGCUACUGCAAGCGGUCCGCGGGGCCCAAGGCGCCGCGGAGCCACUACGACCACGUCACGCGCAAGCUCGUGCUCAACAUGGACCACUACUGCCCCUGGAUGUUCAACUGCGUCGGCUUCGCGAACUACCGGUACUUCGUGCUCUUCCUCUUCUACGUCUCCUGCGCCUGCGCCUACGGGAUCUGCCUCACCUUCGCCGACUUCGUGCUCAUCGCCGGGCCCCGGAACCCGCGCAUGAUCCGGGGCGUCCGCGUGACGAACCAGAUGCGCACGGCCGUCAUGUUCACCUUCGUGCUCGCCGUCUCCGUCGGCCUCGCCGUCGCGAUCCUCUUCGGCUGGCACUGCUACCUCGUGCUCACGGCCCAGACGACGAUCGAGUUCUACGGCAACCACACGCUCCGGCUCCGCGCGCGCGUCCGCGGCGAGCGCUUCCGCAACCCCUACGACCGCGGCUACGCGAACAACUUCCGCCAGGUCUUCGGCGCGGCCCACCCCCUCAUCGCCGUCCUCCCGAGCUCGCGCAAGCCCCCGGGCGCGCCCUGGCCCGCGCCGCGCGCGCGCGCGACCGUGGACGUCGUCUAA
This is a messenger RNA of Aureococcus anophagefferens, 1038 nucleotides long. RefSeq lists its product as hypothetical. The record is from RefSeq and is a predicted model, not a curated record. The coding region runs from base 1 to 1038 and encodes 345 amino acids. The transcript has a single exon. NCBI's taxonomy places the organism in Eukaryota, Pelagophyceae, Pelagomonadales, Pelagomonadaceae. Gene Ontology annotation, molecular function: palmitoyltransferase activity.